This is a messenger RNA of Carlito syrichta (Philippine tarsier), 3275 nucleotides long. It is a transcript of the gene FAM193B, whose product is annotated as family with sequence similarity 193 member B. Gene Ontology annotation, cellular component: cytoplasm; nucleus. The transcript is spliced from 11 exons. NCBI's taxonomy places the organism in Eukaryota, Metazoa, Chordata, Mammalia, Primates, Tarsiidae. The record is from RefSeq and is a predicted model, not a curated record. The coding region runs from base 520 to 2889 and encodes 789 amino acids.
UACCCCGCCGGUGCCCGCUGCGAGCGAGGCGGGCGGCACGGGCCGCACUGGUCCGGGAGGGCGGUGGCACCCGGGGCUGGGCGGCUGUCCCCACGCUUGCUCUGACAAAAGAGUUUUGAGUUGGUCUUUUGGCCGAGCCUGCCCAGGAAGGCAGGCUCCUGCAGGAGUCUUGGAGGGUCGGAUGCGGCGCCGGAUGAGGAUGAGGCGUGGCGGAAGAUGCGUUUGGCUCUGCAGACACUGCAUCGGGCAGCAGGGGACUCUGGGAGGCUGGUGCAGCCAGAAGGCAUGGCUCUUGACAGCCUUCUAGUAGAAUCUCUGGAAUUGUGCAUGGCAGAAGAGGAAAGAAACUAACGGGUAUUGAGCACCUACUGUGUGCCAGGCCCAGGCCAGGUCUCCCCCACCUCCAGCCAGUCUGUGCAGACUUGCUGCCUGCUGUGUCAUCGCGAGCGCAAAGGUUGGGAAGAAGGCCCUUCUCAGAAUGGACUGGUGUUGCAGGGUGAGAAGCUACCCCCUGACUUCAUGCCAAAGCUCGUCAAGAAUCUCCUAGGCGAGAUGCCUCUGUGGGUCUGCCAGAGUUGCCGAAAGAGCAUGGAAGAAGAUGAGAGGCAGACAGGUCGCGAACACGCAGUGGCGAUUUCCUUGUCACACACGUCCUGCAAAGCACAGUCUUGUGGGGGUGACUCGCAUUCGUCCUCGUCUUCCUCUUCAUCAUCCCCGUCCUCCUCCUCCUCUUCCUGCCAUGGGAACUCAGGAGACUGGGAUCCCAGCUCAUUCCUGUCAGCACAUAAGCUCUCGGGCCUCUGGAACUCCCCGCACUCCAGUGGGGCCGUGCCAGGCAGCUCACUCGGGAGUCCUCCUGCCAUCCCCGGUGAGGCGUUCCCCAUCUUGGAGCACCACCAGCACUCAGACCUCACCGCACCCCCCAACAGCCCCACCGGCCACCACCCCCAGCCAGCAUCUCUGGUCCCGUCUCACCCCAGUUCCUUUGGCUCCCCGCCCCCCCCACACCUGCUGCCCACCGCCCUGGCAGCACCCUUCCCUGCCCAGGCUUCAGAGUGCCCUGUCGCUGCCGCUGCUGCCCCCCACACGCCAGGGUUGUGCCAGAGCCCCCAUCUGCCCUCCACCAGCAUGCCGCUUCUGAAGAUGCCUCCACCAUUCUCGGGGUGCAACCACCCCUGCAGUGGGCACUGCAGUGGGCACUGCAGCGGGCCUCUCCUCCCGCCCCCGAGCUCUCAACCACUCCCUAGCACUCACAGGGACCCUGGGUGCAAGGGGCACAAGUUUGCACACAGCGGCCUGGCCUGCCAGCUGCCCCAGCCCUGCGAGGCUGACGAGGGGCUGGGCGAGGAGGAGGACAGCAGCUCCGAGCGCAGCUCCUGCACCUCGUCCUCUGCCCACCAGCGAGAUGGGAAGUUCUGUGACUGCUGCUACUGUGAGUUCUUCGGCCACAAUGCGCCACCCGCUGCCCCGACGAGUCGGAAUUAUACCGAGAUCCGGGAGAAGCUCCGCUCGAGGCUGACCAGGCGGAAAGAGGAGCUGCCCGUGAAGGGGGGCGCCCUGGGCGGGAUCCCUGGGGAGCCCGCCGUGGACCACCGAGAUGUGGAUGAGCUGCUGGAAUUCAUCAACAGCACGGAGCCCAAAGUCCCCAACAGCGCCAGGGCCGCCAAGCGGGCCCGGCACAAGCUGAAAAAGAAGGAAAAGGAGAAGGCCCAGUUGGCAGCAGAAGCUCUGAAGCAGGUGCAUCGUGUCUCAGGCAGCCGCGAACCAAGGCCUGCCAGGGAGGGGCUCUUGGAGUGGCCUGACCGGGAACUGGAUCGGGUCAACAGCUUUCUGAGCAGCCGUCUCCAGGAGAUCAAGAACACUGUCAAGGACUCCAUCCGUGCCAGCUUCAGUGUGUGUGAGCUCAGCAUGGACAGCAAUGGCUUCUCUAAAGAGGGGGCUGUGGAACCAGAGCUCCAGAGUCUGCCCCCCUCAAACCUCAGCAGCGCCUCAGAGCAGCGGCCUGACAUCAAUCUUGACCUGUCCCCUUUGACUUUGGGUUCCCCCCAGAACCACACAUUACAAGCGCCAGGCGAGCCAGCCGCACCAUGGGCAGAAGCGAGAGGCUCCCGUCCACCGUGGACAGAGGUGAGGGGCCCUCCUCCUGGGAUCAUCCCCGAGAACGGGCUCGUGAGAAGACUCAACACCGUGCCCAACCUGUCCCGGGUGAUCUGGGUCAAGACACCUAAGCCGGGCAACCCCAGCUCCGAGGAGCCAAGCUCAAAGGAGGUGCCCAGUUGCAAGCCGGAGCUGCCUGAGCCAGGGGCCUCCAGUGCAAAGCCGCGGAAAGGCAAGAGACAGGGCAGUCAGGCCAAGAAGCGCGAGGUGAGCCCAGCUCCCCGGCCCCUGGCCAGCCUAGAGGCUCCUAGUGCCAAGAGCCAGACCCUUGGCCCCAAGCAGCCAGGCAAGGUCCCAGAGCCUCCCAAAGUGGGCAGCUGUGCUGAGGCUGGAGAGGGGAGCUGGGGGAACCAGCCAGGUCCAGGUUGGGCUGGCAGCCCCAAAACUGAGAAGGAGAAGGGCAGCUCCUGGCGAAGCUGGCCCGGUGAGGCCAAGGCACAGCCCCCGGACCCGGAGUCUGUGCAGCCCCCAGGCCCAGCAAGGCCACAGAGCCUGCCCCAGGGCAAGGGCCGCAGCCGCCGGAGCCGCAACAAGCAGGAGAAGCCGGCCUCCUCCUUGGACGAUGUGUUCCUGCCCAAGGACAUGGACGGGGUGGAGAUGGAUGAGACUGACCGAGAGGUGGAGUACUUUAAGAGGUUCUGCUUGGAUUCUGCAAAGCAAACUCGCCAGAAGGUUGCUGUGAACUGGACCAACUUCAGCCUCAAGAAAACCACGCCCAGCACAGCUCAGUGAGGUUCUGCCCCGGUUGAGUUUCUUCAGGGCUGAGGCCCCGACUGCCAGCUGAAGGCCCACAGCUCCUCCUUCCGUGUGCCCACCUGCCCAGGACCCUCCCUACUCCCUGCCGUCCCGGACCAACCAAAAGCUGAACGGAUGCUGCACCGUGCUGGGCCCCUGACCUCAGCAGAGCCGCUUCCUGGUGCUACGCAGCCUCCACACUCAGAGCCCGCAGACAGGGCUGGCCCGUGGGCCGAGGCUGAUGGUACUGCUGGCCCAACACUGCUCUUUGUGUUUGGUUUUUUGGUUUUGUUUUGUUUGUUUUUGUUUUCGUUUUCCAAUUCUUUACUUUUGAUACUGUGAAGAUCUUUCAUGCGAAAGAUAAAGCAACAUUUGGACACAGA